Molecule: messenger RNA, 829 nt
Organism: Branchiostoma floridae (Florida lancelet)
Lineage: Eukaryota; Metazoa; Chordata; Leptocardii; Amphioxiformes; Branchiostomatidae
Product: ficolin-1-like
Exons: 4
Coding region: 218-757 (179 amino acids)
Source: RefSeq, a predicted model, not a curated record
GCAAGCACUAAAUGGCAUGAGCUACAUGAUUGAGGUGUGAAUGGCUGUGGAUAAAGCUUUGAAAUUUGUUUUCACCUCUUCCUCUUAUGUCUGAACCACAGACAAGGUAACCGGCCCUCGGAGCUGCCAGGAGCUUCUCCAGAGCGGCCAUGACACCAGUGGGGUGUACCAGAUCUACCCUGCAGGGGUCAUCAGCCCCAUCCACGUCUACUGUGACAUGGACACUGAUGGGGGAGGAUGGACCGUUUUCCAGAGAAGACAGGAUGGUUCAGUAGAUUUCUACCUGGACUGGCAGGCCUACAAGGCUGGGUUUGGGGACCUGAGAGGGGAGUUCUGGCUCGGUAAUGAGAACCUGUACCACCUGGCAGCACAGGGAGGAUACGAACUGAGGGUGGAUCUGGAGGACUUUGAGGGAAACUCCGCCUUCGCCAAGUACGACAACUUCAGGGUGGAAGACGAAGGGCACAAGUACAGGCUGACCGUAGGGGCUUACUCAGGAACUGCAGGAGAUGGUAUGACAAUUGCUUCCUCCAUGCUCUUCUCCACCAAGGACAGAGACAAUGAUACCCAUGAUACAUUCCACUGUUCUCAAGCCUUCAAGGGAGGGUGGUGGUACAGCCGUUGCCAUACUGCCAACCUGAACGGCCUGUACCAUGCCGGGGCCCAUCAGUCCGAUGGAGAUGGGGUUAAUUGGGCAGGAUGGAAGGGAAAUAAUUAUUCUCUCAAGCACACUGAGAUGAAGAUAAGACCUCUCUAAAUUCACAUUGUCUGCAUCAUGUGUGCAAGGCCUUGAGGUGUGGUUUUAUUUAACAAAAGUUUAUUAAAAUUA